AUGCCAAAUACUUCGCCUGCCGUUUACGCCGAGGCGUGGAAUAAACCUCAACCACGACAGGGCCCCUCCAUCCCGUAUAAGAACGAUGCUGGGUCCAAUCCCGUCCUGCGUGGCUUCACCCUCGCAGUCAUUUCCUCAAUCAUCGCCUCCUCCACACGCAUUCAACGCAUCUUCUGGACCUUGAACAAGUUUGACAAGAUCAAAGAUAUCUCAGAACUCGAACAUUAUGAUGUCCUCCAUGAUCCCACCGUCAUCCCAAUCGCCCCCUCGGGGGACAAUGCCCUAUCCAUAGCGGACCUACCUGUUCCUCUUGCUCGAGCGUCGCCCAGUGAUUACUACACAUCUUCUGAUUUCCAUGCAUUGUACAAAUCAGGGAAAAUAACUCCCACAGAAGUGGUGGAAUGUUUACUACCUUUGAUCCAACGUGACCAGAAACCUCCGGGACAAUUCUCCGUAGGGUUCAUCUCUUCCAAAGCCGACCCUGUCCGCGCAGCUGCCAAAGCGUCAACUGAACGAUACAGGGAGGGCAAGCCGUUAAGUGUUCUCGAUGGGGUUCCUCUGGCGGUCAAGGAUGAGGUACAUCUAACUGGAUACAAAAGAACCCUCGGUAGCAGGCUGGAUCGAUCAGACAAAGGUGACCGCACAGCAUGGUGCGUACAGAAAUGGCAGGAAGCUGGAGCUAUCAUCAUUGGGAAGACCAACAUGCAUGAGGUAGGUCUAGACACGACAAACAAUAAUCCCACCUAUGGGACCCCGCUCAACCCGCACAAUACUGGCUACUAUACCGGUGGUAGCUCUGGGGGUUCUGCUUAUGCCAUUGCAUCCGGCCUGGUUCCAAUCGCUCUGGGAGUGGAUGGAGGUGGUUCGAUCCGACUACCCGCCUCAUUCUGUGGUAUCUACGGUCUCAAGCCAACCCACUCUCGAGUCUCAGCCAGAGCUGGCACAGAAAAGACGGAUAGCGUUGCAGUCAAUGGCCCUAUGGCCAGUAGUAUCGAUGAUCUAGCAGUAGCUUACCGCAUCAUGGCUCAACCGGACUCGCUUUCAAAGGCCAGCAGCCUCUUCCCCAACUCCCUGGCUCUAGACACCAUCUUCAGUGGUCGAAAACAAGGUAAAAAAUAUUUGGGAUUAGUCAAAGACUGGAUCGAUCGAUCCGACCCAGUGGUCCUAAACAUGUUCCACGCAGCAGUCGACCAUUUCGUAAAGGCACACAACUACGAAGUCGUCGAUAUCGACAUUCCACUGCUCCCAGAAGGCCAGAAGGCCCACGCCCUGACCAUCCUCUCCGAAGCGCGUUCAGGACUCACCGCAUCCGACAUCAAGCAACUCACUUGGCACAACCAACUCCUCCUCAACGUUGCCGGCAGCCACGCCUCUGCCCAAGACUUCCUCGGUGCGCAGAAGUUGAGAAAUCUCCAGAUGUCCCACCUGGCAUACCUCUGGGAGCAGUACCCAGGCAUGCUCAUCCUCACCCCGACCACGCCCUCGGCGGGUUGGAAAAUCGCAAAACCAAGCGACAUAACCAGUGGCUACGGCGUCAGCGACGGGGAUAUGAGUUUGAAAUCAAUGGAAUACGUUUACUUUGCAAAUUGGACGGGCGCUCCCGCCAUCAGCAUUCCCAUGGGCUGGACUGUCGAUGAGAACGUCCCAGUCGGGCUCAUGGCAAUGGGAGAAUGGGGUGCCGAAGAACAAUUACUUGCAUUUGGGAAGGAAGGAGAAUCAUUGCUGAAAGACAGUGGUGGGGUUCGGCGGCCGAAAAGGGAAGGGCUCUGGUUCGAUUUACUCGCCGAUGGGUUACAUAGUAAGAAGUAA
Exophiala aquamarina CBS 119918 is the source of this 1809-nucleotide messenger RNA. RefSeq names its product amidase. Gene Ontology annotation, molecular function: catalytic activity. Lineage: Eukaryota; Fungi; Ascomycota; Eurotiomycetes; Chaetothyriales; Herpotrichiellaceae. The coding region runs from base 1 to 1809 and encodes 602 amino acids. The transcript has 3 exons. The record is from RefSeq and is a predicted model, not a curated record.